AUAAAAAUGAAGUAUUCGAAUUAAAGCGACAGUUUCACUCUCAGUGCACUAUACACGCGAUAUAUUAAGUGAUCAGUUUCAGGUCUGCCAAAUAUCAGUAAUUAUUAAUGUGAUAAAGACAUUCAAUCAAAAGAAUGUACAUUUCUUUGAUUGAUGAUUGUCGAUGAGAUUAAUGGGAAGAUUAAUGAGAGGAAUUUGAUAAAAUUACACAAGAUUUAUUUAAGAAACCUAUAAAAGCGAUAGGGUCAUAGGAAUUUAAUAUAGUCUCGUUGCAAACACCAUGAAGUUCGUUUACGUUAUUGUGAUAUUUACCUCUUUGGUUUCGGCCGAGUUAGAAGUUUCGAAUAUUAAUAACGAAAAUUCGUCUGCUAAUAUAAAUAAUGUUGUGGAUCGCUUUGUUCCCCAAAUUUCGCAAUUUAUUAUAAAAAAUGGCUUAGAUCCGCUCAAUCUUCCAACAACCAACAAAAAAUUAUGGCAAGAUGAUCUAAACAGCCAAAAAAUCACACCAAUGAUGUACAAAGCCGAUCUUGUUUUGCACUCGGGAAUAUUAAAAUAUUUGUCCAAUUUAAAGCGUCAUGACAACGCUUUCUUAAAUUACGACGACAAUGUAUUAAAGCUGGAUGUUGGGUUCGAAUUCCAACUUUUAGAGGGAACGUACGAUUAUACUGUAAAAUUGGUCUUUUUUAAUUUGUACGGCCGCAUUUUCUCUACAGCGGCAGAUGUACGCGCUAAAAUAGCCAUUGGAUUCGACAUAAAAAAUACCGCUUUAUCUCUCGACGAGUUUAAUUUACAAAUUCAAGGUGACGUCAAAAUCGUCAUCGAAGGUGGACUGGAAUGGUUGAACAGUAUCAUUGCUAAAUUCAUAACUCUAUUCUUUAGGAAUACAAUUACGGAUGCCGUUCAGGAGGAAGCGGCAAAUGCAAUUCGAACUUACUUAGAUGAAAUAAAUCAUGUAAUCGCUGCAAACCAAAUACAAGAUCCCGGAAUUACCAAAAAUCUAAUUAGCGCGAUCCAAACUCGAAUGUUGAUUUUAUAAUGCGAUGUUUUAAAAAUAUAAUUUUAUAUUUUACGUUUUUAUAAAUAUAUUAUAUAUUUUUUAAA
This is a messenger RNA of Monomorium pharaonis (pharaoh ant), 1101 nucleotides long. RefSeq lists its product as uncharacterized. The record is from RefSeq and is a predicted model, not a curated record. NCBI's taxonomy places the organism in Eukaryota, Metazoa, Arthropoda, Insecta, Hymenoptera, Formicidae. The coding region runs from base 281 to 1036 and encodes 251 amino acids. The transcript has 6 exons.